Papaver somniferum (opium poppy) is the source of this 3305-nucleotide messenger RNA. Its product is annotated as ubiquitin carboxyl-terminal hydrolase 27-like. The record is from RefSeq and is a predicted model, not a curated record. Gene Ontology annotation, cellular component: cytosol; nucleus. The transcript is spliced from 10 exons. Bases 910 to 3177 code for a protein of 755 amino acids. NCBI's taxonomy places the organism in Eukaryota, Viridiplantae, Streptophyta, Magnoliopsida, Ranunculales, Papaveraceae. Gene Ontology annotation, molecular function: cysteine-type endopeptidase activity; cysteine-type deubiquitinase activity. Gene Ontology annotation, biological process: protein deubiquitination.
AAUUUACAGCAACCUCAUCUGAAACCCAUAAAGUCCAAAUCAAAUACUUUGAUAUUAAUUGGUAUUUAUGUAGUUUAGUGAUCGAAAGAAUACUGAUCGGAAAAAGAAAGGUGGGUUCUCAUACUCGCAGCAGAAGAAAAAUGAGAUGAAGAACCGAGAAUUAGAUGAGGAAAGAAGAAGUGAAAGUCAGAUGAGAAUAAUUUAUAUCUUAACCCUAAAAUGAUCGGCUAGGAUUAGACAUAGUUUUAGUUGGAUGACUGGGAUUAAUCUUAAUCUAAAAAUCUAAUGGCUAAUAUUUACUGGGUUAUUUGGUCCGGUACUGGUCGGGAACCCCUUGGAACCAAUUACCUGUACCGGUACAGAGCCGAUUCCCUACUUCAUUCCCGUUCCCUGUACUCCUCCACCAGUUCUGGGCCGGUUCCGGUUCUUUUUCUCCGAUUCUAGUCCGGUACAUCGAUUCCGGGUCGGUUCUUGUGCAGCCUUGCCUAAACCUAAAAGAGACCAAACCAUAUUUUUCCCAUAUUAGUUUUGGAUUUAUGCCGGCCUCUUCUAUGGGUGGAAGCUUAAAAACCACCAUACCAGUUGAUGGUUCUCGUCUUGGAACAAGAAAUCAGGGUACGUACUAUUCCCUCAGCCUAGCCAGACUCGGAUGGGUCGAUACAGAUUGCGGUGGGGUUUACAUGUUUAACCAACUAUCCGGCGUCAACACAGGAACUAGCAGUUGGACAGUUUGAGCACUCCCCACAAAAAAACACGGGAAUCAAAUUCUAGGGUUUCCCACCAGAAUUUCUAGGGUUUUUUAUUGAAAUUCUCGCAAUUUCAGUUCUCACUAACCAUUUCCUAUUCUCUGUAACUUCUACUUAUCCCUUUCCAAAUCCGAAGGGCACCGAUUUCUAGGUCUUAUUAGAAAUGAGAAUGAAGAUGAGAAAAGAUGUUAGCAUAAACAGUCUAAUACACAAUAUGAAACAUGGAUAUCGAAUUUUGCUUCGAAAGAAUUGGAUUUCUCUAUCUCAGUUUCAUCUACUUGCUGGUGUUUUGGGUGUUACUGGUCUAGUUAUGGCUAUAAGAGAUGGAAAGUUUGGAUUUCUACGUGGGUUGUCACAGAUUCCUGAUAGAGAUGAUGAAUCUUCAGAAAGCUUAGUAUUGGUUCCUGGGUUGCAGAAUCUUGGCAAUAAUUGUUUCUUGAAUGUUGUUUUGCAGGCAUUAGCUAGUUGUGAUUGUUUUCAUGAAUUUCUUCAGAAUAUAAUAGAGAGAGAUGACUUUUCGGUUGAUGAUCGGGUUGAAAACAUGCCCCUCUCAGCUGCGUUGUUUAACUUAUUCAAAGAAUUGUGCAGUCCUUGCGAUGAAAGGAUGAUAUUGAGUCCACGUAAAGUGAUGCAUGCAAUGGACCAGUACAUUCCUAAUUUCAACUUGACAAGGCAACAGGAUGCAGCAGAGGCAUUACACCACCUUUUGUCUUCUUUACAAGAUGAAACUUCGGAGAGUUAUGUUCCAAAUUAUGGUUCUCUGGCAGAACUAUCUGCUUUUCCUCAUUGCAAGAUCUUGCAUCCGAAUAGAAAAUCUGGUCCAAAUGAACAGGAAAGGUGGCAACAAGAUCUCCUCGGGCCAUUUAAUGGCAUUCUUGGGAGCGGUUUAACAUGUAAAAGCUGUUCGUCACAGCUUUCGGCGGACUUUGAGUUCUUCAUCAGCUUGCCUCUCACACCAUUGAUCAAUGGAUGUUCAGUUGAGCAUUGCUUGAAGCAGUUCACUGCUGCUGAGCUUAUAGAUAACUACCGUUGCAACCGGUGUUGGCAUAUUGCUGGAAUAAAGUAUUUUUCUACUGUUGAUGGAAACCACAAGGCACAGAUCGAAAAACUGAAUUCUUGUGUUGAGGAAGAUACAUGUGAGUGCAGGAAUCUCUUUCCUGAGGAAGUGCCAUGGUCACAUCAACGAUCUCGUACGCUGAAGCAAUUAAGUAUUGUGCGCUGCCCAAAGAUUCUUUGCAUCCAUCUACAGCGUGCUUCAAUGAAUCCAUUUGGUGAAUUAGUCAAAUUUCAGGGCCACAUUCCUUUUCCAAUGCUUUUGGACCUAUCCCCAUACGUAAAGCCUGUGGCGGGAGUCAGCAAAGAAAGCUUGGGUGAGAAUUUGGAGAUGAGGGAAGUGAAUCAGCAUAACCUUCUUAUUAACCGGUUUAACAUUUUUAACCACCAAUUUCCGAUGCACAUGAUGCAACAACUGUAUGCGCCAGUGGGAGAUGAUGUAAAAAUUCAAUCCAAACCACUAGUUGUAGAUGAGAUUGAUGAGACCAAUUACUCUGUUGGUGAUACCUCGAUAUCAGAAACUGGUGCAUCUCAUACUGAGGGGGUCUCUUAUCCUGUGUUGGACGGCUCGCUUGCUCACCUAACAAGUGUUCAAACAGACGAAAACAUGAAUAUUUCGUUUGUUAGAGAUGUGAUGGAUGUUGUCAGUGAUUCUUCAGAUAGUGAAUACGUUCUUGCUUCGAGAAUAAAAUCUGAUGAUAACCAUUCUGAAGACUGCGAAACGAUGGAGUCACCUAUACAACCAACACAUGGACAUACUGGAGAAAGCAACCUAAACACCUCAUCAAAACCAUUAGUUGAAGAUGUGGUUGGCAUUGGUAAUGAUUCUGUGGAUGGUAAGCAUCCUCGAUCUUCGUUGAAAGAGUCUGAUGUGGGCAGUACUGAAGGUUAUUUGCCUCUACAGCAGAUACAUGGACAGAGUGAGGGAAACCAAAACAUUUCUUCAGAGCCUAUAGUUGUAGUUGUAGAUUUGUUGGGCAAUACCACUGAUCCAGUAUACGCUAGAUGUGAUCAAACUAUGAAGGCAAAAUCUGGUUUGGACAGUUCAGAAGGUUCUUGUCCUGAGUUCACCAACAACAUGCCUCUACAACGUGACGACAAGAUCAAUAAUAAGAAUCACGUCGUUCCUUCAAAGAGUCACAUGUAUCGCCUUGUUUCUGUUGUGGAGCACUUUGGAAGAGUUGGUAGUGGACAUUAUACAGUUUACAGAAGAGUCAAGAGGUCAUCAGAUGAUUCAGAGUCUGCUGAACAAUUAGGUAGUUCAAAUGCGCGAUGGUUUUGUGUAUCAGAUACAGAUGUGUGGAGUGUUUCAGAAAAAUCUGUCCUAGCUGCUGAUGCAAGUUUGCUCUUCUAUGUGAGGGUCGCAGAGUUUUCUUGAGGUACUUAUCAAGCCUCUUUACACAGUUCAAAAUAUUCUUCGUGUAGUGCACCAACUAUGGGGGGCUCAUAAGCAACCAUGGCUCGAAUUUUAUGAAAAUAUCAAGUUUCAUAGUAAGUCUAUUUUCU